Messenger RNA from Aspergillus fijiensis CBS 313.89, 255 nucleotides. RefSeq lists its product as uncharacterized. The transcript has 2 exons. The coding region runs from base 1 to 255 and encodes 84 amino acids. The record is from RefSeq and is a predicted model, not a curated record. NCBI's taxonomy places the organism in Eukaryota, Fungi, Ascomycota, Eurotiomycetes, Eurotiales, Aspergillaceae.
AUGGCUCUGACCUACCUUGACAUGAUAAUCCUCAUCGCUUCCAUACCAGAAUUUGCUCUGUUGAUCCUUGCUGGCGCUCGGCUCGGGCGGCACUGUGCGCUGCGACUGUUCGCACGCGACGACCGACACUUGCCUGUUGCCAACGUCCGCAUCGCCUAUACUCGGAAAAAUGAAGAUGAAUUGCAUCAUGUCAUGGAAAUGCUCCGCCACCCUCGUAUUUCAGGUCCCCUGUACUUAACGGCAAUUGUCCGUUGA